Molecule: messenger RNA, 1214 nt
Organism: Fusarium oxysporum Fo47
Lineage: Eukaryota; Fungi; Ascomycota; Sordariomycetes; Hypocreales; Nectriaceae
Product: RNA polymerase II mediator complex subunit MED8
Exons: 2
Coding region: 148-930 (260 amino acids)
Biological process (GO): regulation of transcription by RNA polymerase II
Cellular component (GO): mediator complex; core mediator complex
Molecular function (GO): transcription coregulator activity; RNA polymerase II cis-regulatory region sequence-specific DNA binding
Source: RefSeq, a predicted model, not a curated record
CUUUAAUUACCAAGCAUCAAGCAUACUUCCUUUGGAGUAGCAUUGGCUAUCGUCAUCGUGUAUUUUGCAGCAUCAUUCGUCAGCUGCAGACCAUUUGCAACCAGCAGAAACGACAAUCAACAUCCUACCACUUCCGGCGGAGGCAUCAUGGCCACUCUUAAUCUGGAUGACGAUGAGCUCAAAGCUCUUGAACAGACACUGAGCAAGGUAGCUCAGCUGUCCAGCAGUGUGCAGAGCUUCAGGCAGGAUCUACUGAAGAGCAAUCCUCUGCCACCUCCAAAAUCAAUUCAAGCUUCAGCCAAAAUUCUUCAAAAGAAUCUCAAGUCGCUUCUAGAGAGCACGAACGAAAAUGCAGACCUCUUCAAUCGCAUGGCCAUCCGUCCAUCGACGAAUUACCCUGGCCGAACCCAAGAAAACGUACUUCUCCAACUCCUGCGCAAGAAACUCGAGCCCGACGUCGAAGAAUUCGUCAGUCAGGGUCUCGAAACAGCACGACUCGCUACACCCGAGGGUCUGGAAUCUCUAGAACAAAUCUGGCGCGAAUUGCGAAGUUGGCUCUCGGAUCGGGUAAUUCACUUCAUAUCGACCGAAAACAGCGAUCCCUAUACGGCGGAAGAACGUGCAAAUGGAGUUAAAAACGUACGCACUGGUCUACGAAGGCCUAUAGAUGACGAUGAAGAAGAAGAGGACGAGGAGGAAGGCGACGAAGAGGAAGAUGAUGAGGAGCCAGAGAAACCAGAGAUCCCGGAAGUCAAGGUGCGAGGAGCGGAACCAGAGACAUUGCUUUGGUUUGCGGCACGGGGAGACUUUGAAGUGCCGCGCAACGUUGAGUAUGAGCGCAAAGUGGAUGUCUACAAGGGACUUCAAGGUAUCAACAUACCACCCAGUGACCAACAGCAACAACCUCAGCAAGGGUUUGUUCCUUCAUGAGCAAGUGAUCUGAUGGUCAAACUCAGAGGCGUUGUGGCAUUCUGCCAUCAGGUUGGCAAACUAUUUUAGCUCGAAGGCGUUUUGAAGGAUUGCGAGUGAGUGGUUUUGUGUUGAUAUACCCAGUUUAGUAGUGAGAUAAGCUGACGGCUGUUUAGGUCUGAUGCGUUAGGAUAGCAGUAUCUAGUCGGCGAUCACAGACGGCUUUCGAUACCUAAUAUCGCUUCGACUGUACAGUUUGAAAGCAGUGCAUUAUACAGUCUUAUUACGAAACUUCUCCACAAUAC